UAAAUCCGUAAAAUAUAAGGGUGAUUAAGUUGUUCCCGAUGCGACGGCGUAUCUUGACAAUUGGCUGUCACUUGACGGUGCGUGCUGUUGCACCGAAUAUCAAAUUCGAUAUAUAAAAGAUAAGGAGAUACUGGGACGUUCUGUUUAAGCUCUUGCAUGCUUCGUGCUCGCCUAAAGCUUGCUUGUAAGCUUUCGUAACUGAUACGGUGUCUCACAUAGUGUGGCUUCCUUUCGUUCGAUUGUUACUUACUCCACAGACUUAUGAACUAUUCGCGGAAGGUGUCAUUUGCGAUCGGGGUUGAUGUGUGCCCUAAAACAGGAAGUACUAGGCGACAAAUAUUAUAACAAUGUUAGAUUGUUAAAUUGAUAUAUACACGAAAUUAGAGUAGCACGAUAAAGACGUGACAGUGGAGUCAAGUUAUGGAGGGAGUCGAUGGGCAACUGCAAACAAAAUAUCAAAAGAUAGCCACGGAAUAUUCGAAAAUUCGUGCUCAGGCGAACGUUCUAAGAAAGGCUGUGAUAGAUGAACAAGCACGUAAUGCGGAGAUACGCGAACAAUUAAAAGAGAAAGAAGUAGAAUUUCGUAGAGCGGAACAAGAAAUAGAUAGUCUGACUUUCCGCAAUCAACAGUUGACCAAACGAAUAACUGUAUUGCAGGAUGAACUUGAUAAAGCACAAAAUAAAUCUAGGAAAGGGAAAGGCAAACUAUCGGAUAAUAAUACUCAAGUACCUGCCUCAUCGAAUCAUAUCUUAGACGAAGAAUUUCAAAAAAAGAUAGUUGAAAAUGCUCAAUUGCUUUCGCAAAUAGCGGAUAAGGAUAGUGAAAUUGAAAGUUUAAGCGAAAGAAUACAAGAAUUGGAAUAUAAGUUAGAACAUGCUGAAAAAUCUAAAGUAGUAUUAGAUUGUCAGCAUCGCAGAGAAAUUGAUAAGUUGGACAGGGAGAGAAAUGAUUUACAGAGAAAACUUAACGAAAAGCAAAGACAAGAAGAAACUAUAUCUUGGUCUAGUACUGAAGGCAAGAAGGAAGGAUACGAUGGUGAACAAAGAGCAGGAUUUUCUAAUCAUUAUCAAAUAGAUUCUUCUCCGAUUUCAUCGCCAUCUCCAUCGCGUAGAUCCUCUAAAUCUUUUAAUGAUGGUAAAAUUCAAAAAUUAACAGACGAAAAAAAUGAUUAUGAAUCUUCCAAAUCUUAUGACAUAGAAAAAGAACUGCAUUAUUGGAAAACGCAAUACCACAUGAUUAAAAUAAAAUACGAUGAAUACGAACAUAAAGACCAAGAAGCAAAUAUAUCAGUCGCCAAGGAAUCUCUCAAUCCUGUAAAAAUAAAUAAUAUGAUUGGAAGAUUACAGGCACCAUUUGCAUUACCCGAGGAAAUAGAAGCUCGCGAAGCAAAAAUAAGAGAAUACUUUCUUGAUGAGAUAAAUAAAUUAGUAAUGGAAAAACACAUUUGUCAUGUUAAAAAUUUGGCCAUGGCUGCUAACAAAGAAGUGAUGCAUGUACAUUUGGAAACAUGUGAAUCGAAAAGAGAAAAAUGUGAGUUAGCACUUUCGGAAGCUCUAUCCAAUUGCAAUAGCUUGCAAAAAGAUAAAGAGACACAAGAAGGAAACUAUAAAGCACAACUCAGUACUAUGAGCGAACAUCUUGCUAAUAUGAAUGAUAAACUUAUUUGUCAGACAGAAGAAAUUCAACAAUUAAAGUUUGAAUUAGCAAACAAGAAUAAUAGGAAAGGAAAACAAAAAUGAUUUACAUUCAGUUACUGACAAUUGAUCAGAGACAUUCCAUUGACAACAUUAGUAUAAUCAUAUUCAUUGAUCGAUUUAAAGUUAUGUAUAUAAGGAAUUCAUACCAAACGAACAAUAUAUUAUCUGUCCUCAUACUCUGAUUUUUAGCAAGAAGAAACAUGCUAAAAUGCUCUCUGAUUCUGUUACGUUAUGUUAUUUAUGAAAUCAAAAUAAAAUAUUACAAUUGAA
Polistes canadensis is the source of this 1968-nucleotide messenger RNA. RefSeq names its product girdin. NCBI's taxonomy places the organism in Eukaryota, Metazoa, Arthropoda, Insecta, Hymenoptera, Vespidae. Gene Ontology annotation, cellular component: membrane; early endosome. Bases 421 to 1740 code for a protein of 439 amino acids. The transcript is spliced from 5 exons. The record is from RefSeq and is a predicted model, not a curated record.